AUGUCUGCAACCACGAACGAUGGCGGAUUAGAUUUCGCUCUCUAUCGAUACACCCCAUCCAUACCAGCUGCAGCAAUAUUUGCUGGAAUUUUCCUUCUUCUUUCCAUCCUCCACUUAGUUCGACUGGUUCGCAAUCGCACCUACUUCUUCAUCCCGUUCAUCGUGGGCUUAUUAUUUGAAUGUGCCGGUUAUAUUGCUCGCGUUUUUUCCCACUUCGAUACGAUGGCACUUGGGCCAUACAUAGUCCAGACUAUGCUCAUCCUGGUCGCUCCCCCUCUGUUCGCCGCUUCUAUAUACAUGACACUCGGUCGGGUUGUUGUCAAACUCGGCGCUGAAAAGCAAUCUAAGGUUCCAGUUCGCUUUCUCACGAAAACAUUUGUUGUUGGAGAUGUGAUAUCCUUUCUUAUGCAAUGUGGAGGUGGUGGUUAUAUGGCUGCUGGAUCGAUUUCCGCUAUGAACACUGGAGCCAAUAUUGUCGUUGGCGGGUUGGUAGUUCAGCUUCUCUUCUUUGGCUUCUUCGUAGUCGUCUCCGCCGUGUUCCACUGGCGUUUCAAGAGGCAGCCGCGGUAUAUCCAUGUCUCAAGCACACGGUCGCAUGGCCCCGAAACUCGUAUGACAUGGGAGGCUAUGAUGUGGGCGCUCUAUAUCGCAUGCCUUCUCAUUCUAGUGCGAUCAGUCUUUCGAGUCGUUGAGUUUGUUGAGGGAAACAAUGGGUUCAUUAUGCGAAGAGAGUACCUUUUGUACAUUUUUGAUGCGUGUCUCAUGUCCUUGACAGGCAUAGUGUUGAUCAUUGUCUAUCCUGGUUCCUUCCUACCGCAGGGCAGUAAAAGGGAUAGUGAGCUUCAACUUAUGUCGACGGAAGCGUCCGCUCACAGAGAUCCAAUGUCCAAGGCUUGA
Molecule: messenger RNA, 897 nt
Organism: Penicillium pulvis
Lineage: Eukaryota; Fungi; Ascomycota; Eurotiomycetes; Eurotiales; Aspergillaceae
Product: RTA1 domain-containing protein
Exons: 3
Coding region: 1-897 (298 amino acids)
Cellular component (GO): membrane
Source: RefSeq, a predicted model, not a curated record